Molecule: messenger RNA, 1477 nt
Organism: Drosophila obscura
Lineage: Eukaryota; Metazoa; Arthropoda; Insecta; Diptera; Drosophilidae
Exons: 5
Coding region: 125-1243 (372 amino acids)
Cellular component (GO): cytoplasmic microtubule
Source: RefSeq, a predicted model, not a curated record
UUUGUUAUCGCACAUCAAACUAAACAUUCAAAGACGCAGUUCGACUAACCUGCAGCAAAACAUUGUUUAUUUGCUAAUAAACUUAUACAUAGUACACCGUAGUUAGUUAAACAGUCUUCGGAUCAUGUCCAACACAUCCAUUCGCCCUAUACCCACACUGAAAGGAAUUUUUUCAGUGCCGCGAGCUACUCAGGGCCGCAACUUUCUCAAGGAGAAUAAAGUGAGCUUGCGCUCGCUGGAAAAAACAACAAGUGAAAAACUGGCAGCCAAGGAACCGGUGCGUCCCAAAUGGAUGCCACCCAUGCGGCGCGCUGGCUCCGAGGUACGGGAAUCGAAAACAGGCAGACCCCCGGUAUCCAGACAAAACACCCAGGAAACCAGUCUGACACGCAACCGUAACAACUCGCGUUCGCAUCACCAAUUGGGCGGGGGCGGUACAGAGUCUGGCGAACGUUUUGAAGGCUUGGAAGAACGCAAUCCGGUGUUUUAUGACCCGUCGGCGGAGGCACGUAAAGAUUUUGUACAGUCGCCGGACAGUUAUUCAGAGCGCUGCAAUUCUUGCGGCACACAACGCAGCUCCACAAGCAUUGCCAUACAGACGGAGGAUAUCACCGAUGAACUCUACCUAACGAAUGCAUUAAAAAAAUGCAGUUUUGAUGGUGGAUCUAUGCUGGGCGAGUCCCCCAAUAAGUACGACAACAGCUACAAUCGGUACGAUAACGAUGAUCUGCAGUCACCUCGCACAAAUGGCAAACAGCACAGUCGCUUCAACUUAGCCGACGACGAUCUGAAAACUGAAGUCGCCUCCGAUGAUGAGGCUCCGCUCAGUGCACGCAGCCGCUUUACUGUGGCCACAGUGGAAUCAAAUGCUAGCAGCACGUCUAUUAUAUCCAAGCGCCGCGAGCACAAGCUGGGAUCACGCGAUGAAGUGCGUCUUCCGCGGUAUCUGGAGAAGGAGAAGCGCGAAAAGGCCGCUGCCAAGGAGCUUGCCGAUGCACGUGAUCCGGACUGUCCACGCGGUCAUUUUCUGCUGCCGGAGCAGGAUCGUGUGGGCCACUUGCACAGCGCACAGAAGCGUUAUGAUGGGCUCAUCAGUGAGUUGAAUCACAUGCCCAUGACCGCACAGACCCUGCGGGUGCGCAACCGCAAGGCCGAAAUUGACAAGGAGCUGACUAUCGUAGAUGAGGAGAUACGCGUCUACUCCAAGCCCAAGGUGUACCUCAGUUCUAGCAAAUAUAAGUAGUGACUCUGACUGGUAGAGCUAAGCUAACACUCCAAAAACUAUCAACUUCGACCUCCGCCGUACAUGUGCCUUAAGGAGUCUUUGUGAAAUGUAUCUAGUCUAGUCUUGUGCUAACUAUAUUUAAGUGCCAGUCUUUCGAAUGCAUCACUCCAGUUACUCCGGUAAACACAACAGUAGUUUAAAAGUAAAAAAAAAACGUAAUGUGAAAAAACUCACCUCCAUGCUCUCAUCGAA